UCACAUCCGGGUUAUUUUCUGCUCCCGCUGAAGUUCGCAGUUUCCCUUGCUAUGCCGGCUACAGUGUUCAAAUAAACACUCACGGACCUUUAACUCUCAAGGACAUUACCUCAACUUGUGCAGCUUAACUGCCGUCGUGUACCAGUGAGAAUUAAAACAAUGUUUUCUUUGUCCAUGACUGUCCAACCACAGGUGACUGUCCCUCUGAGCCACCUCAUCAAUGUCCUCCACUCUAUGAAGAGCUCAGUGGGAAGCAGCAGCAGCAGCAGUGCCACCUGCAAGUCAAGAAAACACAAAGAUCAUGCCUCAGACUCACAACUACACCGCACAGAGCCCAUGUUGAACCUGCGUGAGCUUGGCUUGUCAGACCUGGGAGCACAGCAGCUGGAUGAGCUGGUGAACAGUGUGUUACCGCGCUUGAGUCCACAGGAGAAGCCACUUCGAUCUGUUGGACAGACAGCCUGGAGGACCUCACAUCUUUCCACACACUCCUUUUACUACAAUAAGCAUGGCUUCUCCAGUGGUGCAAUGCCCAUGUCCUAUUCCAGGCAGCAUCCCUCGCCUCUUCAGUUUGUGUGCACAGAGCUUCAUCACUGGCCCGUGUGGGUCUCAAACAGAGGCUUUAAAACUUUAAAGAGCAGAACCAGACGACUGCAGUCAGCCUCCGACCGCUCCCUGGACUCCGAAGGAUUCACACCGUCUUUUAUGAAGGGUUUCCUAACACGUGACAAGGGGAUAGAAGUUGAAAACCUAGAAAGUCUGGUUAAGAACAAGAACGUACCCGAUGGGCAGCAGGACGCCUUCAAGAGCGGCUUCGCUGAGGGUUUCCUGAAAGCCCAAGCCUUAACACAACGCACACAAGACUCUCUCAGGAGGACUCGUCUCAUCCUGCUGGUGCUGCUUCUUGUUGGGAUCUAUGGUAUCUCCAAGACCCCCUUCAUAUCGGUACGGUUCCGGACCACAUCAGGCCUGGACUCUGCAGUGGACCCUGUGCAGAUGAAAAAUGUGACAUUUGAGCACGUCAAAGGGGUGGAAGAAGCUAAGAACGAGCUGCAGGAAGUAGUGGAGUUCCUGAAAAACCCAGAGAAGUUCACAGUCCUGGGAGGAAAGCUGCCAAAAGGUGUUCUACUGGUUGGUCCUCCAGGGACUGGGAAGACUCUACUGGCCAGAGCGGUGGCAGGAGAGGCAGAUGUACCGUUCUACUACGCCUCCGGGUCCGAAUUUGAUGAGAUGUUUGUUGGAGUGGGAGCCAGUCGCAUCCGGAACCUUUUCAGGGAGGCUAAAGCCAAUGCUCCCUGUGUGAUCUUCAUUGAUGAACUAGACAGUGUGGGUGGGAAAAGGAUUGAGUCUCCCAUGCACCCUUACUCCAGACAGACUAUCAACCAACUACUUGCAGAGAUGGAUGGGUUUAAACCAAAUGAAGGCGUGAUCAUCAUCGGAGCAACCAACUUCCCAGAAGCUUUGGAUAAUGCCCUGAUCCGCCCAGGACGUUUUGACAUGCAGGUGACUGUCCCCAAACCAGACGUGAAAGGACGCACAGAGAUCCUCAACUGGUAUCUGAAGAAGAUUAAAGUGGAUCCAGCUAUUGAGGCCAAUAUCAUUGCCCGGGGCACGGUGGGCUUCUCUGGCGCUGACCUGGAAAAUCUGGUCAACCAGGCUGCCCUGAAGGCAGCAGUUGAUGGCAAAGACAUGGUCAGCCUGAAGGAGCUGGAGUUUGCUAAGGACAAAAUCCUCAUGGGCCCUGAGAGAAGAAGUGCCGAAAUAGACAAGAAAAACAAGCUCAUCACAGCGUACCAUGAAUCAGGCCAUGCGAUCGUGGCUUACUACACCAAAGACGCCAUGCCGAUUAACAAGGCUACCAUCAUGCCCAGAGGGCCCAGUCUGGGACAUGUGUCCAUGCUCCCGGACGACGAUCGCUGGAGUGAGACUCGCUCUCAGCUGCUGGCCCAGAUGGACGUCAGUAUGGGCGGCCGUGUAGCAGAGGAGAUUAUAUUUGGCCAUGAGUACAUAACAACCGGUGCAUCAAGCGACUUUGAUAGUGCCACAAAGAUUGCUAAAAUGAUGGUGACCAGAUUUGGAAUGUGUGAAAAGUUGGGUGUGAUGACCUAUACUGACAUGACAGCCCAGAGCCCGGAGACACAAGCCGCUGUGGAGCAUGAAGUCAGAGUAUUAUUGAAGGAGUCUUAUGAGCGAGCCAAAGCCCUGCUGAAGUCUCGUACCAAAGAGCACAAAAACCUGGCAGACGCUCUGCUCAUGUACGAGACACUGGAUGCCAAAGAGAUCAAGCUGGUCCUGGAGGGGAAGGCCCUGGAGACCAGAUGAAACUUGAGAGGACCGCAACAAUCAGCGGGUAGCAACAGGGGGACGGGGUCAGAUUUGUAGAGCUCAGGGGUCAUGGAAGGAGGGAUGGACUCAAUUCAUGAGCAGUGAAUCAGAGAAGUCAUGGUCUGGAUUCUUUAAAUCUCUUGAUAAGCACUCAUGUGGGACAUUGUCACAUCCUCACGCUGUCACCUUCAUGUAAUCUCCCAAUAUUCCCAGAUAGGUAGUUCUGUCAUGUGCCACUUAAACAUGGCUUUCCUGUGUCAGAGGUUAACAGGUUAAAUGUUAAGGAUGUUGCUCAGGUCGAUUAAUCAGUUGCUGGGAGGAAAUAAUACAUGAAUGUAAUUAUGAACCUCAAGGGAAAAGCCAUGGUAAUUGUUGUAAAAGGAGUUGAAAUUUUUUUAGAAAAAGUUUUAGAUUCCUAUUCUGUAGAUGGGAAAUGCGGAUCUUUAGCCCGUAGAGCUACUGUGAAAUUGUGAUAGGACUUUAGCAAAAUCUCAAAUCCAAUUUGUCACUUAUCUACCAGGGUUUUUGCUCAUAUUGUAUUUGUCUGAGUAUAUCUUCAAGGUCAGGCGACACUCUCUACUUCUAGCUUGCGUGUCUCUUAAUUUAGCACCAAGAAGUGUCACAAUGGCGUGCUGCUCUUUGUCUUUCCAUCCGAUUCCAUGUUUCUGGGAUGAUUGGAGAAUCAUGUAUAUGAUGUAUGUACACUCGCCUGUCCCCCUCUGCAUAUGUCCCUGUUAUUUAGUUGAAAUGGUGGCCUUUUGGGGAAUGUAAUGUUAAGUGGGGGGGGGGUCCUUUUGAAGGAGGAAGUAUAUAGAGUUGAACUCAGCACUUUGUGUAUGUAGGUGUAUAAAUUGAAAGUGCACUUGUGCUCUCUUCAUGUAAUUUAUUGCAUUUAUGCUGCGUGUACAGAUUACUGAAGCUCAGCCUCAAAAAGCAUGCAACAAAUACAAGCUGUGUUUAUAUCUAGUGAUAGAGCAUUGGGAUCUUUAGGAUUUUAAAAUUGCAGUGUUGGCCUAAUUUAUUUAAGUAGUACGAGUUUGGUUUGCGAAAAGCCUCAUCAAAAUAUCAGUGUUUUCUUGUAAAUCCAAAUAAGUUUGUCAAAGGCUCAAAUCUUUAGAUUACUGAUACAAACAACGAGGCCAGUUAUCAGUUAAAUGUUCGUGGUGUCUCCUUUUGCAUUGUAUCGUAUACUUUUCUCACACUUAGCUUUCUGUUUCAACACAUUUUGUGCAGUGGAAGAAAAAAGCCAAUCUUCAAUGCCUACUGGCCCUGCUUAAACUGUGACAAGUCUAAUUGUAAAGUGAAAUUCUUGACUCUUAAUAUGACAUUUCUUCAGCACAGAUUGUGGGUAGAAACAUUCAGAGUUAUGCCUCUUAAAUUUUUAAGUGACUAGUUGCAGCAGUUUAUGUUAUCCAUAUUUUAGCAUCCUGAACAUUUAAUUGAACGUAUAACUCAUGUCAAGAUUACCACCAGCAUAUGUACUUCAUGUUGUUACCCUUAUCAGUUUAUUGCUUUAAAGUGAUACACUAUUUCUUCAGUUUAUUGGCCUUUUAUCCAUGUUUAGCUGUAUAUAUGAUUGGGAUGUAAUGGGAACAUUGUAUAUAGAUGUAUAGUGAUGCUUUUAUGCUGAGAACACAUUGAAUGGCUCUCUGCUGUUGAUUGACAAAAUCUCUCAACAGUGCGAUGGAUGUGGUUAAUGAAUGUUUGUGCAGCUAGGAUAAAUAAAAAGC
This is a messenger RNA of Anoplopoma fimbria (sablefish), 4055 nucleotides long. RefSeq names its product YME1-like 1b (gene yme1l1b). Gene Ontology annotation, cellular component: mitochondrial inner membrane. The coding region runs from base 160 to 2322 and encodes 720 amino acids. Gene Ontology annotation, molecular function: metalloendopeptidase activity; ATP hydrolysis activity; ATP binding. Gene Ontology annotation, biological process: protein quality control for misfolded or incompletely synthesized proteins; mitochondrion organization. The record is from RefSeq and is a predicted model, not a curated record. The transcript is spliced from 18 exons. NCBI's taxonomy places the organism in Eukaryota, Metazoa, Chordata, Actinopteri, Perciformes, Anoplopomatidae.